UCAGGAGUCCUGGAUUAUGACUUCCCUUCAGAUGGGAUGAGAAUUCCCAGUUAUCCUGACUCCCUGUCUGUUUCUUAGUUUGUUUUCCUUUCUCCUCCGUCUGUUCUUCACAUUUCCACCCAAGAAGGACUCUUGGUUCCUACACCUGAAGUCAUCUCCCAAGCUGAUCAGUCCGAAGCCACCUUCCAGGAAAGACUUGAACACAGAGACCGAGUCCCUGACACCCUCUUUGGUGGACGAAUCAUAGGAGAGAUCAAAAUUGAGACUUUUCAGGAGCCCAUUUCCGAGGCAGAAGAUGGACUGGAGGCCCAGCCAAUGGAAUCCCCAGGCACCGUUUCCUUGAGUCCUGAGGCUUCUCCCCUUGACCCUGAGAAACAGCUGUGUCCCAGGCAACAGGAAGGGGAGCAGAGGAGAAAAUACACUCGACGCCGGAGAAGGGCCUUUAAGAAAAAGGGCAAAUACUACCCACCGGAGAAGAAGCAUGCUUGCUCUGAGUGUGGGCACAAAAGUUACUACUAUUCCGAUUUGCUAAGACACAUGAAGUCCCAUGCAGCAAAAGAGUUGCAUAAGUGCCUUGAAUGUGGGAAAACAUACCGAGGCAGGACAUACUUUGAGAAUCACCUGAAGAUCCACCUGCCGCUGGGUGAUUCCACCAGGCGCUCGACAAGAAACUCUGGCUGCCAAAUGAAAGAGGAAUACAUGUGCUUUGAAUGUGGAGUCAUAAAAAGUACCAUGUCAGGCCUCACCGAACACAGGAAAGUCCACACAGACGAGAAGCCUUUCGAAUGCCCCGAGUGUGGCAAAGCUUUCAAGUGGCGCUCGAACCUGUCUAGGCAUCGGGGUCUCCACACGUACAGGAGGUUUUCCUCACGGCAGAUAAUGCUUAGAGGUGCUAGUGAAUCAAAUAAGGGCAAAAAUAAUUCUACGCAGGAGCAAAAGUCCCAGCCAGGAGAGUCCUCCACUGUUUUGCUGAGUGCUGAGAUCAACGAAUCUAACCCUGUUUCAAGGCUGCGUCCAAGGAAAUCUCAAGAACUGGAGCUCUCUCAUCUGUAUGGGGUGAAGACCUUAAAGGUGACACUGAAGAAACUUCCAAGCCCUCGGAAAGGGGAAUUCCAGUGCCCUGAUUGUGAUCAUAGAGCUGAAAAGCUUUCAGAAGUCAUUAAACACAUGAGAGUCCACACAGGAGAAAGACCCUGUAAUUGCCCCGAAUGUGGAAAAACCUUCAGGUUGCCAUAUAAUCUUUAUCAACAUCGGAAAGGCAAUGCAUGUUCUAAAAAGAUGCCCCUUUCUGAUACCUUUCUCGCAGAAGAGAAGAUAACCCACAGAGGCAAGGAGAAGUCAAGAAACAUGGCUUCUCUGCAGGAAAAAAUCAAGUUGGAAGAUGAGGUGGAAGGUGAUCAACCUUGCAAUGAUCAGCCUUCUCUGAGAGGCUAUGAGACCUCAGAACUUCAGAAGAUGAAAAAACAUUCCUGUACAAAAUGUGAAUACCAAGCCGAAAGAUUAUCAGACGUUGUUAAACAUUUCAGGAUCCACGCCGGAGGAAAACCUUACAAAUGCUUCGACUGUGGGAAGUCCUUUGGAUGGUCCUCAGCCCUCACCAGACAUCAGCAGAUCCAUAUAUCCAGUCAGCAAGCGUCCGUACCCAAUGCUGUUGUUGCAGAAUGUGAUGUUACGCUUAGUGAUGAUGAGGAGUUGAUUAACAUCUUAUCGAAGAACCCUCAGCGGGAAGAAGUGGGACUAGAAGGCCUUCUAGAGAGGCCAUCUAGAGAGGCCAUCUCUGCUGCUGUUUCUCCAAGUUCUGGGUCUUUUAAGACGGAGGCCUCGCCUAAAUUACAUCCCAGGCAGUGGCACAGAAAAGGAAAAUCUGCUUGUCAUAAGAGGAAUAACGUGAAGAAAAGCAGAAACGAAGACCGCGAGAAGAAGCACAAAUGUCUCGAUUGCGGGCACCGCACCUACUACCUGUCUGACCUCGUGCGGCACAAGAGGACUCACCCGAACGAGAAGCCCUACAAGUGUCCCGAUUGCGAGAAGAUCUUCAUCCAGCCCUCCGCCCUCAAAAUUCAUCUAAAAGUGCACAAGAGGGGGAACAAAUCUGUGAAAAGGAUGAAAGCCCCCCAAGGAGAGAGAAAAUACACGUGUUCAAAAUGCGGGCACAAAACCUAUAAGUUAUCAACUCAUCUUUUACAUAUGAGAGUCCACGUGGGACUAAAAUCUUACAUAUGUGAUGAAUGUGGCAGACACUUCAAGUGGAGUUCGAAUCUUUCUAGGCACAAGCGAACCCACCAGUUCAGUGCAGGCUUUGAAAACGGAAAACCCCCUUUCUCCAAGUGUAAGGAUGCAAGCAGAGGUUCGAAGAAGCCAAAGAAAAGCACACAGGCCCCGCCGAAGAAAACAGGAGGCCGCUCAUCGGCAUCAGCUCCCAAGAAUGCGUCCAUAACGGCGGAGCUGCGCGAGCAGUGGCGCAAUUACAAGCGCCAGCAAAGGAAAAAGGCAGCCGAGAAGCGCCAUAAAAUGGAAGAGAGUGUGAAGGAGAACAUUGAAGGGAAGGAAGCGACGGGGAAGACGGCACCUCCCGAGGUGUCACUCCGUGCACGGCUGGAAAAGUUUGCGUAUUCCAAAAACAGCGAGAAAGAGCAUGGCCAGGUGGAGCGAGCACCAGAUCAGAAAGUCCCAGCCGAGGAGCUGCACCUUUUAUGUACUGCGUGUGGGAAGUACUUCACAUACGAUGGCCACCUGGCCGAUACCCAGAACACGCACACAGAAGCGAAACCUCACAGAUGCCAUGAAUGUGGGAAAUGCUUUCCCUAGGAGAGUAAGUUGGCCGGGCACCAGAUCAUCCACACUGGGGUGAAACUGUUCCAUUGUUCCGAGUGUAGGGAGAUUUCUUUUGGAAAGAUAACCUGAUGGCCCAGCUGAAAAUUCAUGGUUUCCGGCCUGUGUUUGAAUGGGCUGAGUGUGGGAAAAGGUGUCUAGAAAGAUGAGUUGGAGAGGCCUCAGAGAAGUCACAUAGGGCAGUGCUCGUAGAAGUAAGCUAAGUUGGAGAGAGCAGUGAUGGGGACAUCAGUACACCUACGGAGGAAAUUC
This is a messenger RNA of Candoia aspera, 3084 nucleotides long. Its product is annotated as zinc finger protein 11-like. Gene Ontology annotation, biological process: regulation of transcription by RNA polymerase II. Gene Ontology annotation, molecular function: RNA polymerase II cis-regulatory region sequence-specific DNA binding; DNA-binding transcription activator activity, RNA polymerase II-specific. Gene Ontology annotation, cellular component: nucleus. The record is from RefSeq and is a predicted model, not a curated record. NCBI's taxonomy places the organism in Eukaryota, Metazoa, Chordata, Lepidosauria, Squamata, Candoiidae. The transcript has 6 exons. Bases 316 to 2808 code for a protein of 830 amino acids.